Molecule: messenger RNA, 2074 nt
Organism: Musca domestica (house fly)
Lineage: Eukaryota; Metazoa; Arthropoda; Insecta; Diptera; Muscidae
Gene: Fip1
Product: pre-mRNA 3'-end-processing factor FIP1
Exons: 4
Coding region: 97-2016 (639 amino acids)
Cellular component (GO): mRNA cleavage and polyadenylation specificity factor complex
Molecular function (GO): RNA binding
Source: RefSeq, a predicted model, not a curated record
AGGAAGAAACCUUUCAGUGAAUCGUUCCAUUGAACUACCACAUUUGGAAAACAUAGUUUGUUUUUUAAAAAGUUAAAAAUCUAAAACCUCAAUGAAAUGGCGGACGAUGCAAAUGAAGACAGUUGGUUGUAUGGAACAUCAAACCCCGAUUCUACCACAAAUGAGGAAGAACGAACUGAAAGUGCACCGGAUGAAAAUGCCGGGUUUGAAAAAGACAGCUUGCAACUGACCUCGAAAUCAGAAAAUGAGGCCUUGGCUGCAAUAAUUGAAGGAGACGAUGUUAAUGGAUCUCAAGAAAAAGACGAUGAGCCGACGACAGAAGCAGAUUUGGUGGAAUUCGAAGACCCUGCUCAUGAAAUGGAGGAGGACGAGGAGGCAGCAGCUACUGCUGAUACUACGGAGGACGGUGAGAAGGAAGAAGCGAGAGAAAAAAUGGCUGGUGAUUCGGAGAAUGAAGCUGAGGACGACGAUGAUGAUGAGGACGACGACGAUUCCGAUGACGACAUUAAUGUUGUAAUUGGGGAUAUAAAAGCGGCUCCUAGCACAUUCAAUAUAAAACAACGCUCAAAUUUAUUGGCGGGAGCAUCUGGUCCGGAAAAAGUUAAGAUUGCGGCUCAAGUGGGAAAAUUCUCCAUUGAAGAUUUUGAAGGUGUUGGUUCUAUAAAUGGUGUAGCUGCCCAUGAGUUUAGUAUAGAUUCAUUGGAGGACAAGCCUUGGCGUAAGCCUGGCGCUGAUAUUACAGAUUACUUCAAUUACGGCUUCAAUGAGGAAACCUGGCGGGCCUACUGCGAACGUCAAAAAAGAUUUAGAGUGGUGGAAAGCGGUGUAGGACUAGCUAGUUUAACACAGAAUUUAAACCCGCCAGCUGAAAAAACCGGCGAGGGAAAUAUUCCACUGGGAGGCCAACAACAGGCAAUGGGCCCGCUGAGUCAUGCUCCUCCAGGACAUAUAGACCAUAUGCAAAUGCCUCCGCCAGGAAUGAUGCCACCACCUGGGCCGCAUCAGGGGCCUCCAACUAGGUUUGGAAUACCUAGGGGACCAAGACCAAUUCUACCCAUUCCAGGAGCAAAAGAAAACGCCAUACAAGUUAUGACAGCAGAAUGUAGGGAAUAUUCAAGAACGGGUCAGAUGCCACCAAACUUUGCUGGACCUGGAGAAGAGCAAUUUUUCCAUGAACCGGAGCCUUUUGACUAUGGUUACGAGCCUACACAGGACUCUCAAUGGGGCAGAGAAAAUCCUAAUUGGGUGCCAACAGGUAUUAAAGAACUUACCCCAGGCCCUAAUCCAGUUCAAACACCACCUCAGCAAAUGUCAGGUCCCCCGGGUAUUAUGUCAAACCCCAUGGGUGUGCCACCACCGCAGAUGUCCGGACCUCCUCCUCAAAUGCGUCAUCCACAGCAAGGUAUGAUGCCACCUCCAAAUAUGGGUAUGGUUCCACCUCCAAUGGGUAUGAUGAUGGGUCCCGGUGGUCCACCAAUGCGAAUGCCAAUGGGACCACCCCGAAUGAUGGGACCAAAUGGGCCUCCGCCAGAUCGUAUGGAUGAGGACAGAGAAAGAAGGCGACGUGAAAGAGAAUGGGAGCGAGAAAGAGACAGAGAUAGAGAAAGAUCGCGAAGGGAACGUUCGAGAAGUCGAGAAAAAUCUCGGCGAAGGUCAAAGUCAAGGGAGAAAGAAAGAGAAAAGGAACGUGAUAAAGACCGUGAUAGGGAGCGUGAAAGGGAUAGAGGCGAUCGUGAAAGGGAUCGAGAUCGCAGUGAAAAAGACGACACUGAACGUUCCGAUGAGGAACGCGAAAGGAGACGAAGAGAUCGAGAUAGAGAUCGCGAACGAGAUAGAGAUCGUGAAAGGUCAAGACGGGAACGGUCAAGAAGCCGAGAAAAGUCUCGUCGACGAUCGAAAUCCCGAGAAAAGGAGCGAGAUCGGUCUAGUAAAUCUGCCACAGCAGCAUCAACAGCGUCGUCGUCAUCAAGUCGCAGUGAAAAGAAAAAAUCUCAUCGCAAGGAAGAUGAAGAAUAAACACUAUGAAUUAUCUAAAAACAAAAAUUAUGCUAAAAAUACAUUCAGGAGUCAUAUA